UGAAAUUGUCCUUUUUCAAAAUAUAUAGUAAACAAUUGUCCUUUAGCAGUUAGGACCACAGAACAGUAACGGAAACAGGAAUGAAGAAGGAACGAGAGUGAACAGUGUUGAGUUUUGGCCGCGUUCGGUUGGGGGGAAUGAGUUAGUAAAAAAGUGGAAAAAGAAAAAGACACAGAAUGCAGUGUACUAACAAAGGCACCACACCAUUGCUCGAGAAAACUUUGAAGUGUUGCUUUCAUGAGUGCUAAAAGACACGGCAAACAGAGGAAGCAAAAAGGCCACACCCCCCACUCUCUUAACCACGUAUGCAUGCAACCCUCUCACUCUCACUUCCAAAUCCAGGAGCAUCUCAAUCUCACUCACCUCAUCUUCUUCAUCCACCACCAUAUAUAGUUCACUCCUUUUGCUCAAAAAUAGAUCAUAUGGAAUCUCAUACCCCAAACACCAACGACACUAUUGAGAUUGAGGCCUACAAACAACAACAACUUGAGGAAGAAGAUGAUGAUGAAGAAGAAAACAAUGAGAUCCUCAAGAGAAGAAUCUCCAACCAUCCUCUCUAUGGAUUGCUGGUUGAAGCUCACUUGGACUGUUUGAAGGUUGGUGACAUUUCCAACUUGGAAAGAGAGUUGAAGAUAGAUGAGAUGCAAGCAAGGGAGAAGCAAAACAUGGGCAUGUUCAGCCAGUCUGAGCUUGAUCUCUUCAUGGAAGCAUAUUGCUUGGCACUUGGGAAGCUGAAAGAAGCAAUGGUGGAACCACAGCAGAAGUCCAUGGCGUUCAUAAACAACAUGCAUUCACAGCUUAGGGAGCUCACAAAGGCAACAUUGCCUGCACCACCUGAACCUGCAGCAUCUUCUAAUCCAUCGUGCCAAAUGACUGUGAAGAUGAUUGCAAUCCAAAGUAAGUUUGUAGACUAUGACCUCCACCAGCAGUCUGAACUCGACCUGGGUGCUUAGGCUUCCCU
Messenger RNA from Cajanus cajan (pigeon pea), 961 nucleotides. The record is from RefSeq and is a predicted model, not a curated record. NCBI's taxonomy places the organism in Eukaryota, Viridiplantae, Streptophyta, Magnoliopsida, Fabales, Fabaceae.